GAGCAGUAGACGAUCCACACGUAAACGGCAACAUGCAACUCGGUCUCUGGUUUGGCAUUUUGGCCAUCGCCGCCACGCCGCUGGUGAGCGCUAAUUAUGGUCCCGCUGGCGGACACGGACACGGACAUGGCCAUGGACAGUACCUGGCCGGUCCCAAUGCCGGACUCGAGGAGUACGUGAAUGUGGCAACGGGCGGCAACCAGCCGUCGGCCAAUCAGAUCGCCUCGCAGGCCGAGAUCCAGCCCACGCCGGAGGAGGCCCGCCGUUUGGGUCGCGUCCAGGCCCAACUCCAGGCCCUGAACGCCGAUCCCAACUACCAGAAGCUGAAGAACUCCGAGGAUAUUGCCGAGUCUCUGGCCGAGACCAAUCUGGCCAGCAACAUCCGCCAGGGCAAGAUCAAGGUGGUGUCGCCACAGUUCGUUGACCAGCAUCUGUUCCGCUCCCUGCUGGUGCCCUCGGGCCACAACAACCACCAGGUGAUCGCCACCCAGCCCCUGCCCCCAAUCAUUGUCCACCAGCCCGGCGCACCGCCAGCCCAUGUGAACAGCGGCCCACCGACUGUGGUGCGCGGCAAUCCGGUCAUCUACAAGAUCAAGCCCUCGGUCAUCUACCAGCAGGAGGUGAUCAACAAGGUGCCCACUCCGCUGAGCCUCAACCCCGUCUACGUGAAGGUCUACAAGCCUGGCAAGAAGAUCGAGGCCCCACUGGCCCCGGUGGUUGCCCCCGUCUACAGCCAGCCCAGGGAGUACAGCCAGCCCAGGGAGUACAGCCAGCCCCAGGGUUAUGGUAGCGCCGGAGCUGCUUCCUCCGCUGCCGGUAGCGCCUCCUCCGCCGAUGGCAAUGCCUACGGCAACGAGGCCCCACUGUACAACAGCCCCGCGCCCUACGGCCAGCCCAACUACUAGGUGGUCAGGUCAUCCUGGGCACGGGCUGCGGCUGCUCCUCAGCUGCGACAGCUGGCUUAAUUUAAAUUUUUGUUUUUUUUUUCUUUGCCAACUACUGAGCGCAAAUAAAUGAAAAAAUACUUGAAACGUAAACGUUUUGUCAUCCAAAGUUUUUGACCAGAAGGGGCUACAAAGUGGCAACGAAGCUGUUAUUAAGUAUAUCUUCAUAAAUAUACAAA
Molecule: messenger RNA, 1123 nt
Organism: Drosophila erecta
Lineage: Eukaryota; Metazoa; Arthropoda; Insecta; Diptera; Drosophilidae
Gene: Cp36
Product: chorion protein S36
Exons: 2
Coding region: 33-905 (290 amino acids)
Source: RefSeq, a predicted model, not a curated record